AUGGUUCUGAAAGUGCAACUACAUAAUUCCACUAAAGUUAUAAAAGCAGCGAAACCCAGGACAAGGAAAUUCAGUAAGGCUGAGGUAUAUCACGAUGAUAUCACAAACUGGCCAACACCAAGUGAAAUAGCAAACAAUGAAUACAAGACUGUAAGUCACAGUAAGAAGCCAAAAAAUAGAAGAGAAAAGGAGGAGAAAUCUGAUCAAAAAAGCAAUAAUGGAAUCAAGGACAAGCCGGAGGCAAAGCCAAAUGGUCCAGGAGAUAAUACUAGCAAAGAUGAAGUUCAAACUAAUAACCAAAGGAAAAAAGGUAACAAGCAGAAAUGGGUGCCACUUCACUUGGAUGAUGUAAGGUCAGACAGUCGAGAAAGACCAGGCUCUCGAACUAGCUUCAAAAAAAAAAAGCCAAUACCUCAUGACAACUGGAGGAGUGAGACAAGAAAUUGGCGCCGUUAUAAAGAAAAGAAAGAUGAUCAUGAUGAAGUGUGCAGUGUGAGAAGUGAAGGUGGCAGUGUUCGAGGUUUCUCCAGAGGCAGAGGAAGAGGCAGAGGCAGGGGAAGAGGACGAGACAGAGGAAACCCUAGAAUGAAUUUUGAAUAUUCAGUUGGUUAUCAAGAACUGUAUGAUGAAGGGACCAACCAAAUAUUUCAACCUGAGCUUAAUGCUGCUGUGAUGUAUUACUAUGGUGACGGAGCAGGAGUGCAGAUGUAUUCUGUGGAUGAAGCACUUCUCAAAGAAUAUAUAAAGCAUCAAAUUGAGUAUUAUUUCAGCGCAGAAAAUUUGGAAAGAGACUUCUUUUUGAGGAGAAAGAUGGACCAACAAGGAUUUCUACCUGUUUCAUUGAUUGCUAGCUUCCGUCGAAUGCAAGCUCUGACUACAAAUGCUGCACUCAUUUUGGAGGCCAUAAAGGACAGUACAGAAGUUGAAAUCGUGGAUCAGAGGCUAAGAAAAAAGAUUGAUCCAGAAAAGUGGCCAAUUCCAGGUCCUCCUCCAUGCAGUCUGCCACCAACUGACUUUUCUCAGCUCAUCAAUUGUCCAGAAUUUGUACCAGGCCAAAAUUUUGGCUCACAUACUGAGUCUGCACCAAAUUCUCCAAGAAUGGGAAGCCUACUGAGUCCAAAGGAAAACACCGAAACAAGUAAUUUUCAGACAAUGUCUAAAGGACUGUCUGCAAGUUUGCCUGAUUUGGACUCUGAACCUUGGGUAGAAGUGAAGAAAAGGCAUCGUGCGUCCACCGUCAAACUAAAGGAAAAUGUUCCUAUACCCGAUCAAACGUCAGAUCAACAGCAGCCACCCCCACCUCCAGAGGGGCAAGAACAAGAAGAACUUGAUUUUUUGUUUGAUGAAGAGCUGGAACAAAUUCAAAGUCAGAAGAACAAAUUUACUGAUUGGUCAGACAGCGAUUCCGAUUAUGAGAUUGAUGAUCAGGACGUCAACAAGAUUUUGAUUGUAACACAGACACCACCAUAUAUGAGAAAACAUCCUGGAGAUCAUAGUGGCAACCAUGUAUGCCAUGCAAAAAUUACAUCAGGACUUGCUAAACUUAUUAAUGAUGGCUUAUACUAUUAUGAGCAGGACUUGUGGAUGGGGCAGAGUGAAAAUGACGCCAUGAUGAAGCAAGAGAUUGAGAACUUUAAGAAGCUGAAUCUCAUUAGUAAGGAAGAAUGCGAUAGUCUUGCACCAGAGCCAAUUGCUGAUCCAACCCAAGAAGUUCCUCCAGAGUUACAGAAAGGUUUAGCAGCGGAACUGACUUGUGAUUUGCUACGUUCUGAAGUACCUCCAAAAGCAGCAGUAGCUCAGUCACUGCCAACAGCAGUUCCAGAUUCCUCCCGUGUUCACCCUGGCUUCACCGAGCGAACACCUCGCACCCCGAGGCUGCAGGAUCCCAACAAAACACCUAGGUUCUACCCUGUUGUUAAAGAAGCACGAUCCAUUGAUGUAAAGACUCCAAGAAAAAGAAAAACACGGCACAGUACAAAUCCUCCCUUAGAAUCCCAUGUUGGCUGGGUGAUGGAUUCCAGAGACCACAGGCCAAGGACUUCCUCCGUGGGCAGUUCCAAUGCUUCGCCUUCAGAAGGAACCCCACUGGCAGGAAGUUACGGGUGUACCCCAAAUUCUCUUCCAAAAUUUCAGCAUCCUUCUCAUGAACUGUUAAAGGAAAAUGGCUUUACUCAACAGGUGUACCACAAAUACCGUCGAAGGUGUCUAAUGGAGAGGAAACGGUUGGGAAUUGGCCAGUCCCAGGAAAUGAACAAACUCUUUCGUUUCUGGGCCUUUUUUCUGAGAGAUCACUUUAACAAGAAAAUGUAUGAAGAAUUCAAGCAACUUGCUCUGGAUGAUGCAAAAGAACACUACAGGUAUGGAUUGGAAUGCUUGUUUAGAUUUUACAGCUACGGCCUAGAGAAGAAAUUCAGCCAAGAAAUAUUCCGGGAUUUCCAAGAAGAAACAAAGAGAGACUAUGAAGCUGGUCAGCUAUAUGGACUGGAAAAAUUUUGGGCUUAUCUAAAAUACUCUCAGCACAAAUAUCCAGCUGUUGACCCUAAACUUCAAGAGUACCUUAGUAAAUUUAAGAGACUGGAGGACUUCCGAGUGGAUCCUCCUAUUAGUGAAGAAUCUGGCCAAAAGAGACCAGUUGCCGCAACGGGUGAGGAUUCAGGUCAUCACAGACAUCGGCCUAAUUCUUCUAGACCACUUCUGGCCACUAAACCCGCAGCUGCUUGUCAGUCCCAGGCACCAGGAAAUGUUCCCGGUGGGAAUACUGUGCCAGCAUCCAUAGGCCAUAACAGCACUGCCAUGAAAUCUAUAGAAAGCUGUGUACCAGAAAAAUAG
Molecule: messenger RNA, 2829 nt
Organism: Nestor notabilis (Kea)
Lineage: Eukaryota; Metazoa; Chordata; Aves; Psittaciformes; Psittacidae
Gene: LARP1B
Product: La ribonucleoprotein domain family, member 1B
Biological process (GO): positive regulation of translation; mRNA stabilization
Cellular component (GO): cytosol; cytoplasmic stress granule
Molecular function (GO): RNA cap binding
Source: RefSeq, a predicted model, not a curated record